AAAUGUGAAAAAUUAUUUGAAAGCCGUUAUCUCAAGAUAAGGUAUAGCGUGCAAGUUGGAGGACAGUAGUGUUUCCUCUGGCGAAUAAAACGGUGCUGAAAAAAUAUGAACAUUGUCAAAGUGUCAGUGGAGAGUCUGGAUGGCAAGCAGAACAUCUUGUACGAUUACGACAAGAGCAUUUCCCUGGAGAUGAACGUGGUCCAUUUGCUCGCCAAGUUCGAGAUGCCCACAAAAACGCAUGCCUAUGGGUUGAAAUUGGUGCAAACGAACAAUGGAAAACUGGUGGAUCUUUAUUUAACCGAUGACAAUUAUGACGAUAUAAAGGAUGGAUAUUUCUUGAAAAUCGCCUAUGCUCUAUCUCAUCAAGUCAACACCAUUUUCCUGGUUUUGGAAAAAGGCGAUCGUAAGACAUGUUUCGAAAACAUAGCACAUCUCUAUUUGGACAAGGGUUUCAUAAAGGAAUUAGUGAAACAAGAUAAACAUUUGGUACUUCUCAACUUCUUCGUCCACCAGUACGACUUGACAAAUGAUGAGGCUGUUGCUUGUUUACUCACCAUAAUACACCUUUUCAAACUAGGCUACAUCGACACAAUAGACGAAGUUCUUCUCGACAAAUUGAUGGCCAUUUUGCAAUUAGACGCAGAAAUGUAUACUGAUCAAAUAAAAUAUACCAUAUCCCUGCUUCAAAAAAUUAUGAGCUCUAGGAAUCCCAAAAUGGAGGAUUGGAAGGAAGUGAUAAUACAGCGAAAACCUUUGCAAGAGCUUACUCCGUAUAUCAGAAUACACAACCAAGAUCUUCAGUAUUUAACAAUUUCAUUGAUCAAUUCAUUUGUGAGGUAUUCAACUGGAAUAAGACGUCUUCAUUUCAUCAAAGAAAUGAACUUCAAGCAAACCAAAGCUGAUAUUUCGAACCACAUCAUAGAACAGUGGCCCAAUUUAGAUAGCAAUAUGGAGUAUGAACUUUAUGUUUACCAGACGUACUUACUUAGUUUAUAUACCGACGCCUUGAACAGCAAGACAAAACUAGACAAUAAGAAAAGGGUAGAAUUUGAACUCGACCACCAUCAUCGGGGUGUUGCAGAAAGAUUAACGAGUAUAAUCGAAUUCGAGGAAAGUAUGUCGAAGAUGAAAUCUACGGAAAAUCUUCUGAUGAUCAUCGAAGAAACAGACAGAAAUUCCGACACUUGUUCAUUGGGAAGUAUGGAAAGUAUAAUUAUGCGUUCAAGAAGCAAUUUGAACGACGAUCAAACCGAAGAAAUAUCUUACUUGACUUUGGGUUGUCUCGCAUAUUAUAAAAAGUUCCACCACAAGAAUUUCUACCAAACGCAGAUCGAUGAAACAUUCUUCGGGCCAGGCAUCUUUUCUACGAGCGAAAGCGUGGUCCGAAUCUUAGCCAACGUCCUGCAAAUCGGGAAAGAACUAGAGGUGAACAGAGCCAAGUGCACCUUUCAACCGACAAUAUUCUAUUCAACUACAACCAUAAAAACGCCAUUCUUCUACGAACUCUUCUCGAGGACGAUAUGGAUUUUAUCCAAAACCAAAAAUGAGAUGCAAGGAUGUCCUGUGCCUGAGUAUCCGAAGUUGAUGAAAGUACUGGAGAAACAAGUCAAGAUGGUACUGGAGAAAAGACCUGGAAGCUUCAAGAAACUGACCAACAUAAUGCUGAAAACUAACUACGAGGCUGUGAAGCAGAAGUGGCAAGAAGAGAAUAGUGAAGAAUUCGAAUAUAUAAUGAAGCAUAAUCCGUGCGUACAAGAACUCAGGGAAAAAUAUAUACGUCAGAACGAAAUAUUAGUGGUAGAACAAAGGAUGAAUUACCUGACGGAAGGAAGCGUCUUCUACAGGGUCAACGAUCAAAAAAAAAUCGAACACUGCUUCAUCAAAUUGUUCGGAAACAGGAAGCAACUUUUAUUUUAUGAAUACGAUGAGAAACUCAAAAGAAAAAAAGGCGACCCUGAUAUCAUCAGUAUCUCGAGCAUCAGUCACCUCGUUGAAGGGAAAGCUUGCCCUCACAAAGUCAACAAUAUAACUAAAGAUAACAGUUUGAUCUUCAGUUUAAUAAUUGAACACACAACUUACAUAAAUAUUAUCGCAAAAGAUUUGAAAGAAGGGUCUUAUUGGCUAGACGGAUUCCACAUUUUGCUAGAAAAAGACACUAGGAGUGAAGCAUACAAUAAAGAACUUCAGGAACUGGUAAGAAUGGACCUAUCACUCCACCUGCUGGAGCUACAGAACGUAACAAUACCAAAAAAACCACCCCCGGUCCCCCCACUACCGCAGUUCCCGGAGAAACCGCCAGUCCCAGCCAAAUCACCUGGACUGAGGUUGUUGAAAAUCAAGAAAUCUGGUGGUAAAGGAACGUCCAUCAAUGUUUGAAACACGCCUGUAUAAACUUAUUUAUAGAUGUAAGAUUUAUAUCAACCUGAGGAAUGGAAUUAUUAUCAAAUAAAAAACAUUUUUACUGUAAA
This is a messenger RNA of Coccinella septempunctata (seven-spotted ladybird), 2468 nucleotides long. RefSeq names its product engulfment and cell motility protein 2-like. The transcript is spliced from 13 exons. The record is from RefSeq and is a predicted model, not a curated record. The coding region runs from base 106 to 2376 and encodes 756 amino acids. Lineage: Eukaryota; Metazoa; Arthropoda; Insecta; Coleoptera; Coccinellidae.